Messenger RNA from Histoplasma mississippiense, 3756 nucleotides. RefSeq lists its product as hypothetical. Gene Ontology annotation, biological process: cell motility; intracellular signal transduction; phosphatidic acid biosynthetic process. The coding region runs from base 1 to 3756 and encodes 1251 amino acids. Gene Ontology annotation, molecular function: D-type glycerophospholipase activity. The record is from RefSeq and is a predicted model, not a curated record. NCBI's taxonomy places the organism in Eukaryota, Fungi, Ascomycota, Eurotiomycetes, Onygenales, Ajellomycetaceae. The transcript is spliced from 7 exons.
AUGAUCGGUCACCGCAAAAAGGUCGAAACCACAGUAGACCAUGUCAAGUCUGCCGAGCUACUCGCCGAGCUUAUCUCUGGCAUCCCCGCUGCUCUUUUGUUGGCAAAACUAGAAUAUGGCAGCGGAAUGACACGGAUGAAAUGGCCCAUGACUCAGCGCACCCUUUACCCCGUUUUCCAAGAAGCGCCUUCCCUUACCUACGGGGUGUUCGCGGUCUGGAGAGUGAGGGGGAAGAAGAAGCCGAUGAAGGAGGCUUUGAAACUGCAGGAGAUGGUACCAGUGGUAACGAAAAAGUCUUUCCCGGAGACGGUCGAGCUUGACUGCUCCAGUGGAAAGUGUUACCAUGGCAAGGAGGGGUUCCUCGUUAUUCAAUCGUCGAAGGGACUUGAUUUCCGGAGAGCACUCAAUCCAGCCAUGAUAAAAUCGCGACACUCGCCGAAAUGGUUCCUGGUACGACAUAGCUAUGUUGUUUGUGUUGAUUCACCUGAAGAAAUGAACAUCUACGACGUCUUUUUGGUAGAUCCUUUCUUCCAAAUUCAGCACCAGAAAGUACGGCUACGUGACCAAAAACCUAAACAAUUAGCUCGAUCCGCAAAAGAGUCGGCUGCGCAUCCACAGCACCAUACACUAAAACUUCAGAACUCCGAACGUAAAUUGAGAUUGCUCGCUCGAAAUGAACGUCAGUUACAUCAGUUUGAAGACUCUAUUCGAUUCAUGAUGGAUACCACACCUUGGUCGAAACCUAAUAGGUUCGAUAGCUUUGCUCCUGUGCGUCCAAAUUGUUUCGCUCAAUGGCUAGUCGAUGGCCGUGACUAUAUGUGGGUGGUAUCCCGCGCCAUAAACCAGGCCAAAGACGUCGUGUAUAUCCAUGAUUGGUGGUUGAGUCCCGAGCUCUACAUGCGGCGGCCAGCUGCUAUUAGCCAGAAAUGGAGGCUCGAUCGAUUGCUUCAAAAGAAAGCGCAGGAGGGCGUCAAGGUUUUUGUGAUAAUGUAUCGAAACAUCAACUCUGCCAUUCCUAUUGAUUCUGAGUACUCCAAAUUUUCUUUGCUUGAUCUGCACCCGAAUAUCUUCGUGCAAAGAUCUCCCAACCAGUUUCGACAAAAUACUUUUUUCUGGGCUCACCACGAGAAGCUGUGUCUGGUUGACCAUACUCUUGCAUUCAUUGGAGGAAUUGAUCUUUGCUUUGGGAGAUGGGAUACUCCACAACAUCUUCUUACAGAUGACAAGUUGACAGGAUUUGAACUGACUGAUGUGCCUAAAGAUGCGGAUCAUUGUCAGCUCUGGCCUGGGAAAGAUUAUUCGAACCCGAGAAUUCAGGAUUUCUAUGACCUCGACAAACCGUAUGAAGAAAUGUACGACCGCGAGGUUGUUCCUAGAAUGCCGUGGCAUGACAUUGCCAUGCAUGUGGUAGGACAGCCGGCUCGCGACCUCACAAGGCAUUUUGUUCAGCGAUGGAAUUACAUUCUAAGACAACGAAAACCUACUCGGCCAACUCCAUUCCUGCUACCUCCGCCGGAUUUUAAUCCUGCAGAUUUGGAAUCUCUUGGCCUUGAUGGCACUUGCGAGGUUCAGAUCCUCCGUUCAAGCAGCACUUGGUCAACCGGAACACCUGACGUGACUGAACACAGCAUCAUGAAUGCUUAUGUCAAGAUGAUUGAACAGUCGGAGCACUUCGUCUACAUCGAAAACCAGUUUUUCAUUACCAGUUGUGAAAUUGAAGGAAAGAAGAUUGAAAACCUUAUUGGGGAUGCUCUCGUGGAACGUAUUAUUCGAGCAUCUAGGAGUGAUGAAGAAUGGCGAGCUGUGAUCCUGAUACCUCUUAUGCCUGGUUUCCAAAAUCAGGUUGAUACGGAGGGAGGUACUAGUGUUCGUUUAAUCAUGCAAUGUCAAUAUCGAAGCAUCUGUCGCGGAGAGACAUCCAUAUUCGGCCGACUUCGAGCCUCCGGAAUCGAACCGGAAGACUACAUCCAAUUUUUCAGUCUAAGAUCGUGGGGAAAGAUCGGUCCACGGAAACACUUAGUAACAGAGCAGUUGUAUAUUCAUGCCAAGUGCAUGAUCGUUGAUGAUCGAGUUGCGAUAGUUGGCUCUGCUAAUAUCAACGAGCGUUCUAUGCUUGGUUCAAGAGAUUCCGAGUGUGCUGCAAUCGUUCGAGAUACAGAUCUGCUGUGGUCCACCAUGGGCGGCAAGCCGUACCUUGUUGGUCGUUUCUCUCACACACUUCGGAUGCGGCUUAUGAGAGAGCAUAUCGGCUUGGACGUCGAUGAAAUUAUGGAACAAGCCGAAGCUGAAUCUGACCAAAUGAAUGCGCGAGGGGAACCAAAUACUCCUUACAACUACAGCGACGAUAUGCUCGAUCGUGAGUUUGAUGAGGCUACAGAAAGACAAGAUGAGAGAGAGUUAUUAGAACGAAGACACCGAAUACAAGAUGAAUUCCUUGCUAGAUCGGAAGAAAUGCACAGUUUCAACCACGAUGUUGAUUGGGAACAGGCAAACAACCCCAAUCUUAAGAGUAACAAAAAGCUCACCCAGGACUCGAGAGUAAUGAGGAAUGAGGACCACAAGAAGGAUCUGGAGGGCUACGGUGUCGACCAAAUGAAGAGUAUUCAGGAGGCAGGUCAUGGUGAUGGUCGUGACUCGUUCAUUGUGGAUGAUAGGAUAGAAUUCCUUGGCCCAGGAUCACCUGGAGAUCCUAACAGCCGAAGCAGACAAUCUAAUGUUCCCAAAGAGCUACCGUCUCAGACCGGAGAUCACGGCGAGCACGAGGAUUCCCCACCAGCUGCAGCGAAGAACUUUGAUCCAAGUGUUCCCAGUUCCAGACCAUCCACUCAGCCUACGGCUUAUGAUCUAUCUAGCAAUGCCGGUAAUCCCUCGCUGCAAACUUCCCAAGAUAUCCCUAACAGAACACAUAUAGUUUCGUCUGAAAUCAAACUCCCAGUGGUGGAUAAGGACUGCAUGAGGGACCCUUUGAAUGACUCAUUUUAUUUGGAUAUCUGGCAAGCAAUAGCAGAAAACAAUACAAAAUUAUAUCGCAGUGUUUUUCGCUGUAUGCCUGAUAACGAAGUCAAAACAUGGAAGGAAUACAAAGAAUAUACUGCCUAUGCUGAACGCUUCGCUGAUAUGCAGGGCCAAAGCCACUAUGAGGCCAAAGCUCACGAAGCCAAAAAUAACCUAGAAGCUGCCAAAGUAACUGGUCCUCCUGGCUCUGCCCUGAUCCCUAACCAACUGGCAAAGGCUGAAAAGAUGGGGCAUGAUAUGAAAGAUAAAGUCCUGAACCCAGUUAAAUGCGAUACCUUAGCUGCCGAAGAGGAUUUGAGACACUGGGCCUCAGAAGCAAACAAAGCCCAAAUCGAGAGGAAGAGGUUCGAGCUUUCCCACCAGGAGCCUGGCACAUCUCAGGGAGAAAAAGAUGCAUUAAAGGCGACGGAGACGAAAUCGUCGCACUCCAGCCAGAAUUUGGAUGGCGUGAUAGCAUCAUUCCCUGAGGUAGAAAGGAGCCCGCAGAAAUGGGCAGACGGUAGCCUGCGCCCGACAGCCUCGCAGUCCCAAAGGCGGAGACGGAGAGCAACCACCCGUUCAUCGCGGCGGGAAUUCCAUGCUUCUGACGAUAUCAUAUCGAAGGCUGAAGCGGAAGAUUUGAUGAAUUUGAUACAGGGGCAUCUUAUAGUUUGGCCGUAUGAAUGGCUGGAACGAGAGGAACAAGGAGGAAACUGGCUAUACACACUCGAUCAGAUAUCUCCUUUGGAAAUAUACAACUGA